AUGCAUCUACUUACAGGGUCUGGGUUUGCAUCCAAACAAAGCUUUGGUUCUGGAUUCUUUCAUUUGAGGAUUAAACUACCAAACAAGAACUCUGCAGGAGUUGUCACUGCUUUCUAUCUAUCUUCACAGGGUAACAAUCACGACGAACUCGACUUUGAAUUCUUGGGGAAUGGAGAAGGAAAACCAAUCACUCUGCAGACCAAUGUAUUUGCUAAUGGUGAAGGAAAUAGAGAGCAGAGACUCACUCUCUGGUUUGACCCAACUUCAGAUUUUCACACCUACAAAAUCCUUUGGAACCAACAUCAAAUUGUAUUUUAUGUGGACAACAUUCCUAUAAGAGUGUACAAGAACAACAGGAACAUUGGAGUAAGUUACCCAUCACAGCCAAUGCAAAUACAAGCAAGUUUGUGGGAUGGAGAUAGUUGGGCAACAGAUGGAGGGCAGACCAAGAUUGAUUGGAGCAAUGCACCAUUUAAGGCUCAUUUUGAAGGGUUUGACAUUGGUGGCUGCAGCAGCUCAAAUGGUAACAUUGAUCAGGAUUGCUAUGACUCUAAGUAUUGGUGGAAUGCUAAGAAAUUCUGGAAACUGGACUCUGCACAACAGAGAGCAUAUGAGAAUGUGAGAAGGCAGUAUAUGAACUAUGACUAUUGUGCUGAUAGGCCUAGAUAUCCUACUCCUCCCCCAGAGUGCCUUAAUCUAUAGAUUUUAUGAUAAGCUA
Molecule: messenger RNA, 718 nt
Organism: Tripterygium wilfordii
Lineage: Eukaryota; Viridiplantae; Streptophyta; Magnoliopsida; Celastrales; Celastraceae
Product: xyloglucan endotransglucosylase/hydrolase protein 3-like
Exons: 3
Coding region: 1-702 (233 amino acids)
Biological process (GO): cell wall biogenesis; xyloglucan metabolic process
Cellular component (GO): cell wall; apoplast
Molecular function (GO): xyloglucan:xyloglucosyl transferase activity; hydrolase activity, hydrolyzing O-glycosyl compounds
Source: RefSeq, a predicted model, not a curated record